AUUUAAUAUAAAUUAGUAAAACAACCAAUAAAAUGGCUGAAGAAGAACAAUAUGAAUUGGGAGAGCCAGGAUGGAACAACGUUGGUAGAGGCUACAAGGGAUACGAUGCCUACUCCACUCUCUCAUACCAUCAGCAAGAGAAACUACAAGAAAUGACCCAACAGAUCAAGGAGCAGUUUGAUUUUCUUGAAGAGGACGAAAUCCAAGAGAAAAUUAUCGAGAAUAACUUUGAUGCACAAAAAAUAGACAAUCAUUUCAAAAUUUACGCAGUCGAUGAGAAAUAUAAGGGAUUUGCUGCCUAUGAAUGGAAACAAAUGGAGAAAAAGGAAUUUGUGAACAAGAAGAGCAAACGAGGAAGAGGGCGAGGCCGCGGGCGUGGCCGAGGUAGCCACCGAGGCCAGAGACAGUACGAUAACCAAUACAAUGCCCAAUAUGAUAAAGGCUACCAACAUCACACGUAUCAAGACCAAGACCAGGAGCCAAAGGAAGAAGACCAUGAAGCUCAGCAUUUUCAAGAAGGAUAUGGAAGGCAUUACCAAAAUGAAGAAGUAGCCGAGCACGGUAACAACUACAGAGGUGGCUACCACAACUCUGGCUAUGGCGAAGGGUAUAACCAAUACGAAGAGUACGAGGCAACCGAUUCUUACAGAGGUAGAGCCCGAGGCCGGGCCGGAAGAAGAGGUGCUAGAGGCAGAGGCUAUAGAAGGGGCUACAACAAUUAUAGACAUGACAGAAGUGACAGGGAUGAUCAAGAUUACAAUCCUUAUAGCAACCCUUACGCUCAAUAUGAAGUUCAUUACGGGACUAAGAAAGACACUGACAAUAAUGAAGAUGACUCAAAAGCCGAAAAUUUGGACGGAGAAAAUAAUCAUGAUGAUCAAAACGAGGGUCCUGAAAUUGUGAAAGGAGAAAAACCCAAGCCGAAGCCUAAAGCUAAGAAAGGUAAGAAGGCCAAGAAAAAGCCUGCCUUUGAAGAGCCUGAGCCUGUAGUGUUGUCCAAAAAGAAAAGACAAUUCUUUAUCUCUCCUUUUCAAGAUGAGAUUGAACCUGACUCAGAACCGGAAGAGGAGAAGUUAGAAUUGGUCAAUGAGUACUUACUUGAUGAUCCUUUCGCGAAUGAAGGAGUUAAGAAAAAGCAAGAGCCAGUAAAGGAAGAGCCUACUGAAGCUAAAAUGAACACUCCAGAAGAAGAUCCUUCUCAUCAUGAGGAUGAAGAAGAGGAUGCAUAUCACAAAGACCCAUAUGAACGAUACGAAGCUGAAUUUACUCAACACGAACAUAUGUAUCGAAAUGGUGAUGAAGUCAAGAUAAAACCUCGGGAGGAUAUUCACCAUGAGCAAGAAGAUACUCAAGAACCAGAACUAGAACAUGAAGAAGAACAUCAUGAUAAUAAUGAAUCAGAGGACCAGAAUGAGCAAAUAUCCAAUGAAUCUCAGGAGGAUGAUCAUGAGGAGGAAGAAGAAAAAGAAAUUGAGAACGAACAGCCCCUUCCAAUAAAAGAGGAACCUCAAGAGGAUGAAAAGAAAGAAGGAACUCAAGAGCAAGCACAAACUCAAUUUAUGAAUCAACAGACGAUGGGAGGCCAAAUGCCACAAAUGAUGGGAGGUCAAAUGCCCCAGAUGAUGGGUGGUCAAAUGCCACAAAUGAUGGGAGGGCAAAUGCCUCAAAUGAUGCCAAUGACAUGGCCAAUGAUGGGAGGGCAAGGAUCUGACCAGACUCCUCAAAUGGUUCAAAUGCCUUAUACAAUGGUUCCUCAAUCAACAACAAACGGACAACAAAUGCAAUAUCCAGGUUAUUAUAUGCCAUAUGCAAUCCCACAGCAGCCAUCUGGUACUGAGGGAGAUGAUACUGAAAAACAACAAAUGAUGUAUAUGCCAGUGAUGAUGUACCCACAACAAAUGAUGCAAUCUCCAAAUCCUGAUGGUAGCAUGCCUCAGAUGCCAAUGAUGAUGCAACCGAUGAUGCAGCCAAUGAUGCACCCAACAAUGCAGCAGCCUUCUGAGUCAAAAGAAGAGUCUCAAAAAUAA
Moneuplotes crassus is the source of this 2027-nucleotide messenger RNA. NCBI's taxonomy places the organism in Eukaryota, Ciliophora, Spirotrichea, Euplotida, Euplotidae. The record is from the annotation of a GenBank genome assembly.